AUGAAAGCUAAUCAAAGGCAUGCAACUUCAAAGUUGAUUAGUGGUUACAUUAUCGACAAUCUUCGAGACCCAAGGUUUGAAGUUACACUAGCUUUUGUCAUGGUAGAAAUGCAAAAAUUGCAUGGACUAGACAUUGGGUAUCACAAGGCGUGGUGUGCUAUUCAACUUGCUUCCGCUUUAAUAAGAGGAACUCCUGAAGAGAAUUAUGAGUUAUUGUCUUCAUACUUGUAUAUGAUGAGAAGUAAAAACCCGGGAACAUAUACUAACAUAAAGAUAGACGACAACAAUAGGUUUCUUUAUAUGUUUUAUGCAUAUAGAUCAUCAAUAUCUGGUUGGAAUCAUUGUAGACUAGUGAUUGCUAUUGAUGCAACGUUUUUGAAGUCAAAAUUUCGUGGUGUUUUAAUAAUUUCAGUUUCAAAGGAUGCAAAUAACCAAAUUUUCUCACUAGCCUUUGGAAUAGCAGAAUCUGAAAAUAAUAAUUCCUAUGAGUGGUACUUUAGUCAGCUUCGCAAUGCAAUUAGGAGCCGUGAGAAUUUAAUUUUUUUAUCAGACAAGCAUCAAGCUAUUGCAUAUGGCAUUGCAAAGGUAUAUCUUGAAAGCCAUCAUGGGAUUUGUAUCUAUCAGUUGAAGCAGAACCUAAAGCGAAGGAAAGUGAAAAGUGAAGUCAUAAAACUUUUUCAAAGUGCUGCAAGAGUAUACAGGUGCAAAGAAUUUGAUCUAUACAUGUCAGAUAUAUCAAAAGUAGAUAAGAAGACUUAUGACUACUUGAUGGAAGAACCACCGGAAAGGUGGGCACGUUCUUGUAGACCACGAUGA
Messenger RNA from Nicotiana tabacum (common tobacco), 816 nucleotides. RefSeq lists its product as uncharacterized. The record is from RefSeq and is a predicted model, not a curated record. NCBI's taxonomy places the organism in Eukaryota, Viridiplantae, Streptophyta, Magnoliopsida, Solanales, Solanaceae. Gene Ontology annotation, molecular function: zinc ion binding.